Phycomyces blakesleeanus NRRL 1555(-) is the source of this 363-nucleotide messenger RNA. RefSeq lists its product as hypothetical. The transcript is spliced from 3 exons. The coding region runs from base 1 to 363 and encodes 120 amino acids. NCBI's taxonomy places the organism in Eukaryota, Fungi, Mucoromycota, Mucoromycetes, Mucorales, Phycomycetaceae. The record is from RefSeq and is a predicted model, not a curated record.
AUGUACCGAUAUAAUGGGUUGGCUGUAAUACUUUUCAGUAUGGUAUAUAAUCGAUCUGGUGAGGCAUAUAAAGAUCUAUCAUUUAAAGGUUGCUUGACAUUGGCUGCCCAAAUAUUGAUCAAAAAGUCGAAUUAUUUUACUCUAAAAAAAAACAUUAAUAUUGACAUUUGGGCUAUUCUCGCUGGAAAAUGUGUGGCUCAAAAUUCAAUUUCAUUACAAGAUUCGAGUACCCAUCGAAAUACCAGUAUGACAGCAAAAAUACAUCGAAAAGAGAGUCAGAGAUAUAGAUUGGUGCGUCUAUCUGAUAUUCUUAAAAUAAAUGACAGUGUAAUUGGUGUUAAUGAACUUUUAUAUUUCGAUUAA